GUGUAUCUGUCAAAAUGAGCAUUUCAACUUCAAUAUCUGAUUAUAUAGAUGAUGAUGAUAUAUAUUCUGUAGAUGUAUAUGAUAAACCACCUAGACCUGAUGAAUCUACCAUGUGGGAUUAUUUUAUGAUUGAGACAACAGAAAAAAGCACUUUUGAUGUUUGCCAAAUCUGUAAAGAAAAAAACAUUGAUGUUAGUGCUACUAGACUUCAGGAUUUUAAAUUUAUAAAUAUUAAAAAACUGAAAUCUGAAGAUGAAUUUGAUACACAAAUAAUUUCAAAGCAACUUCAUCAAUCAUUACAACCUCCUGUUACUACUGAAGACCUAUGUGAUUUAGUUAAAGCUGCAAGUUAUCUUUCUCUUCAAGAAUAUUAG
Messenger RNA from Cetraspora pellucida, 374 nucleotides. The record is from the annotation of a GenBank genome assembly. Lineage: Eukaryota; Fungi; Glomeromycota; Glomeromycetes; Diversisporales; Gigasporaceae.